AUGUGGCUCGCGCCAAACGACACACGGCUCCUCUACUCUGACUACCUCCACCUGCACAAGGACUCGCGCCGCGCCGUGUUUGACCGCUGCUUUGACCCGCAAUGGCCCUGCCGCUGGCUCCCAGAGACGGAGUACGCGCGGAACGGUUGGCAGCGCACCAACCUCUCGGGUCCGUUUGCCGAGAUGCAGACGCCCGGCGCCACGGUGUCGUUCGAAACCGACGCCACCGCGGUCACGGCGCACCUCGAGUACUCGGGCGACUGCCGGCCAGGGUGCCCGUCCACACAGUGGGCCGGGCAGGAGGAGGACGCGAGGCGAUGCUACGACCCACUGCGCAAAGGCAACGCGCAGCCGUCGGACGUCUGCGAGGCAAGCUGCGUACCGAUCCUCUUCGUGGACGGUGUGCGUCGGCAGCUGCCACCAACCGAGGUUGGCGCGCCACGGCUGUACAUCGGAGCCGUGGCGUUCGAUCUCGCCGUCGAUGAGGCUGCGCCGAUGGGAAUGCGCCGUUUCGAGCUCUCCAUGCCGUGGGGCGCUGCCACGCACCUCGCCGGCUUGAGGCUUGCCCGCCCGCCCACCUCUGACGGCAUUACUGUCCAACGGCCGCCUCCUCGCGGCCGGUUCACGUACAUCGCGUACGGCGACUCCAUCACGCACGGGUACUGCGCCGAGACGCCGUACCCGGGCUUGAUUGGCAGGCUCAACAACUGGACCGCAAUCAAUCUCGGCUGGGGAGGCAUCCGGGUCACGCCCCGGCACGGACCAGCGCUGGGCGCUAUCCCCGCCGACCUCAUCUCGAUGCUCAUUGGCACUAACGACUACGGCGGAGGAAACUGCGAAGUUGCGGCUGGCCUAUCUGAGACGCUCAAUGGCAUCCGGGAGGCUCAGCCGGACGUCCCGCUCGUCGUCAUCACGAUGAUUGUGAGGCGCGAAGCAGGAGACCCGCACGGCGACUGCAGCAGCGACGGCGGCGGUGGCGGCGUCACGCUCGAGCAGCUUCGUGAGCAGCUCCGGAGGGAGGUGAACAGGCGCAUCCACGCCGGCGACCGGAACCUCCACCUAGUCGAGGGUGGUGGGCUGCUCUCGCUCGGCGACCUCGGCGAUGGCCUUCAUCCGGCCGGCACAGACGCGAUGGAGAAGCUCGCGAGAGGCAUCAAUGCCCACUUUCACCGUCUGGGCCUUGCGCGCACUUUUCACUGCUACGCAGAGCGCUACCCGCACCUGCUCGAGGAGUACUGCGGCGGUACCGCCACCGAGUGCGACUGGGUGGCCCUGCAGCGCCACUGGGACCAGCAUGGCCGCGUGGGGGGGCUGCGUGCUGAUUGCGACGCGCCGCCGCCGCCGCCGCCGCCGCCGCCGCACAGCUCGCUCGGCGCGAUGGCUGCGAGGCACAACCACAGGGCCCGCGGUCACGCGGCGACGAACGCUGCGACGACUGCCGCAAUCUGGUGCUCCGCCGUGGUUGGGGCGGGCGCGCUCGCCGUGGCGUUCGGAAUGCUCCUCCGGGCCAAGGGGCACACCCGCUUCGCGAAAGUCCUCGGCUCCGAGGGCGAGUACGAGCUGGAGCCCGGGCCUGCCGACAGGUCUCGGGCGCCAAAACGCCGCGGACGCAGGCAGUCACAAGACAGGGAGCUGGCUCCAGCAGAGGAGAGUCCAAGGUGA
This is a messenger RNA of Emiliania huxleyi CCMP1516, 1662 nucleotides long. RefSeq lists its product as hypothetical. The transcript has a single exon. Lineage: Eukaryota; Haptophyta; Isochrysidales; Noelaerhabdaceae. The record is from RefSeq and is a predicted model, not a curated record. Bases 1 to 1662 code for a protein of 553 amino acids.